AUGUUAUCUCUCUUUAAAUAUUCUGCGGUUCUGCAGAUCAUCAAGGCGCGUGAGUACUGUCACAGAUUGAAGAGAGAGAAGAAGAAGAUGUUCAAGCAUGAGAAGACAGAUUAUAAGACAUAUUAUAAUGUCUUGAAGAGACUCUCCCUGCUCUCUGAGCAUGCCAAUCUGCUUAUCACUGGGGUGAAACCUGAGGCAGCAGACCAGGAAAUGCAGGAUUUUGAGACACAGAUUGACCUGGCUGAGAGGAAGCAGCAGGAACCCUUCUCUGAGAAGGCAGCAGAGAGAGAUUUUGAGAUGAUUAUUACCUCAGAUAAGAAGGAGAAGAAGAAGAAGAAGAAGAAGAAGAAGAAGAAUGAGAAGUGA
Blastomyces gilchristii SLH14081 is the source of this 366-nucleotide messenger RNA. RefSeq lists its product as uncharacterized. The coding region runs from base 1 to 366 and encodes 121 amino acids. The record is from RefSeq and is a predicted model, not a curated record. The transcript is spliced from 2 exons. NCBI's taxonomy places the organism in Eukaryota, Fungi, Ascomycota, Eurotiomycetes, Onygenales, Ajellomycetaceae.